AUGGGUGAAUUAAACUUCUCAGGAUCAGCUACAGGCAAUACCGUCCUGGAUGCAGCUCGUGGUAUAACAACUUCAGGAGCAGCAGUAAACACAGAAGAAGGUCGUACGGAAUGGACACGUCUAGAGUUGUGCGUUAUAGCGAGUCUUCAAUUAGCGCUCGUCUUGGUGUCCUACCGCUUGGACCGCUCAGAGCAUCCUGUGCUUAUUUCUGAGUCUGCUGUUGCCAUCUUUUUUGGUGUUUUGUUUGGAGCUGGUGUGCUGAUCUUUUACCCGAUGGAAUCGCUGAACAAUGGCAUGGAUCCUGAAAUACUCUUUUAUGCACUGCUACCACCGAUUAUACUUGAGGCGGGGUUCAAUAUGAAGAAAAGGGGUUUCUUUUCCAAUUUUAAUGCAAUCAUGCUGUUGUCUAUUGUGGGGACACUGAUUGCGACGUUUAUUACGGGUGGUGUGUUAAUUUGGCUGGGAAAUAUGGGGUUUAUCACCCAACUGACUACUGCAGAGGCGUACCUUUACGGUGCUCUUAUAUCUGCGGUGGAUCCAGUUGCUACAUUGUCAGUGUUCAAGAAGAAUGGUGUACCUCCACUUCUUUUCAAUCUUGUUUUUGGUGAAAGCAUGCUGAAUGACGGUGUUGCAAUCGUGUCAUUCACGCUGUUCCAGGGCCUCAUUCGGAAUGAUAUUGCUGAUGUUACCCUACACGAUGCAGGCAUCAUUAUCAUCAAGGUGUUUGGAAUUGGCUUUGGCUCUGUCGGUCUGGCAGCAGUCGUGUGCUUCACGUCGGCAUUUUUACUCAAACAAGCUGACCCGGCUCUUCAUCAGCAUCCCUCCUACGAGAUCUCAAUCGUGUUGCUCUCUGCGUACUUGAGUUACGUGAUUGCCGACCUCGUUGGAAUGAGUGGCAUCGUGGCGCUGUUUUUUUCGGGCGUACUGAUGAGUCACUAUCACCUGUAUAAUAUAGCUGAUGAGAGCGCAACAGCUCUGCAGCAUUUGCUGACAACUUCGUCAUUCAUGGCGGACAAUUUCGUCUUCAUCUACAUGGGAAUGAGUGUGGUGGCGUACUCUGGGUACUUUACGUGGGACUGGGGUUUCAUCCUUGCCAAUAUGGUCGCUUGUGUCUUCGGGCGCAUGCUUAACACGUUCCCGAUGUGUAUGCUUGCCAACCUAUGCCGGUCGGAAGACAAUAAAAUUCCAUGGAGCUACAUGGUGGUAAUUUGGUUUGCUGGACUUCGUGGCGCAAUUGCCUUUGCGCUAGCGCUGAAUGUGUAUACGCCCAAUCGCGUUCACGCUAGCAUAAUCCAAAGCACGACGCUUUUCACAGUCAUGUUCACGACUUUAGUUUUCGGAAUGGGAACACGCCCUCUGCUGCGCUACUUUGGCUUGACGUCGACACAGGAAGAGGACCGGGAGCUUGAUGACGAGGAUGCAAACCAGCGCCUGCUUUCUGGUGAUGAAGAGCACGAUGCGGAUACUUCAUUCCGUCCCAUUGCCCAAUCACCUUCUCGCCAAAGCAUCAGCGGUAUCCACGGCAUCUGGGAACGCCUUGACGAAAAUUACUUGAAACCGCUUUUUGGUGGCCAACCUCGUGAGAAGCAGCACCAGUCGAAAAAGAAUGAUGUGAAACUCAACAGCAGAGCAAGGACCAUUACCAAGUGUUAA
This is a messenger RNA of Peronospora farinosa, 1653 nucleotides long. The record is from the annotation of a GenBank genome assembly. Lineage: Eukaryota; Oomycota; Peronosporomycetes; Peronosporales; Peronosporaceae.